Miscanthus lutarioriparius is the source of this 306-nucleotide messenger RNA. Lineage: Eukaryota; Viridiplantae; Streptophyta; Magnoliopsida; Poales; Poaceae. The record is from the annotation of a GenBank genome assembly.
AUGGUGAAGGGUUCAUCGAGAAUGGACAAAAAGAACACUGGUGAUGCUAGAAAUAGCAAAGGCACUGUUACGAUGAUUAUACUGCAACAUUUCAUGAAAAAGGAAGCAGAGCUGAAGGAGCUGAAGAAACAGCUAGAGGCUACAAAACUCCGAGGUGAGGAGCUGAAGGCCCGGGAGAAGAAUUUUGAUCCAAAACUGGUGCCCAUUAUGACUGGCGAUUUUGAGGGAAAAGGAUUGGAGGAGUUGGAAAAAUACCGUGACAUGUUAGUUGAAAUGAAGUCCAUGAUUGAUGACCAACUCAACUAA